Molecule: messenger RNA, 3589 nt
Organism: Empidonax traillii (willow flycatcher)
Lineage: Eukaryota; Metazoa; Chordata; Aves; Passeriformes; Tyrannidae
Gene: CWC22
Product: CWC22 spliceosome associated protein homolog
Exons: 21
Coding region: 172-2841 (889 amino acids)
Biological process (GO): mRNA splicing, via spliceosome
Cellular component (GO): catalytic step 2 spliceosome
Molecular function (GO): protein binding; RNA binding
Source: RefSeq, a predicted model, not a curated record
UGUGCGGAAGCAGCGUCUGUGCGCGGGUCGGCCCUCACCGCCUUCCCGUGGGACUAGGGGGAGCCCCCGGGCGCUGCCCGACCAGGUGAAAUGUUCUUCAUAUGCUGAAUUCCAGCUUGGGUUGUCUCGUUGCUGCACGUUCAGAACUCCAUAAAUAAGCAGGAAGUCAAGAUGAAGAGCAGGGUGACACAAGUAAAUCAUGGUUCUAGCCAUGAAAGGAAGGAAAACUACAGUUCCCGACAAGAAAGUUUGUCUCCAGAGGACAGGGAUAUGGAGCAUGAUGGGUCUCCAUCUCCCAGAAAGAGAAGAUACUCUGAUGACAGCAGAUAUGAUCAGGAAUAUUCCAGAAGGGAAUACUAUGAUGACAGAACUUCAGAUGGAAGAAGAAUGGAAAGGGGGAGAGAUAGACACUAUGACAGAUGGGAGGAGAGAGAAUAUGAUCGGAGGAAGCAGAGAAGGUAUUCAUCACCUGAUCGGAGGAGUCCAGAGAGGUCGACAGUUCAGAGCUCACUGGCUCAUGAUGAGGCCCCUUCAAAGAAGAAAAAAGAAGAAGUGGAUCCAAUCCUUACUCGCACAGGUGGUGCAUAUAUUCCACCUGCCAAGCUCAGGAUGAUGCAAGAGCAAAUCACUGAUAAAAAUAGCUUGGCAUAUCAGAGGAUGAGUUGGGAAGCCUUGAAGAAGUCGAUCAAUGGUCUUGUCAAUAAAGUGAACGUUUCCAAUAUAGAAAACAUCAUUCAUGAGCUGCUUCAGGAAAAUAUUGUUAGGGGAAGGGGAUUGCUGUCUAGAUCCAUUUUGCAAGCUCAGAGUGCCUCUCCGAUUUUUACUCAUGUUUAUGCAGCUCUUGUGGCAAUUAUCAAUUCAAAGUUUCCAAAUAUUGGUGAAUUGAUUCUCAAGAGGUUGAUACUAAAUUUUCGCAAAGGAUAUCGCAGAAAUGACAAGCAACUCUGUCUAACAUCUUCAAAAUUUGUCGCACAUUUGAUGAAUCAGAAUGUGGCUCAUGAGGUUUUGUGUUUGGAAAUGCUAACUUUGCUCCUUGAAAGGCCUACUGAUGACAGUAUUGAAGUAGCAAUUGGAUUUAUUAAAGAGAGUGGGCUAAAAUUAACAGAAGUUUCUCCUAGAGGUAUUAAUGCAAUCUUUGACCGUCUUCGACACAUUCUGCAUGAAUCUAAAAUUGAUAUGCGUGUUCAGUAUAUGAUAGAAGUCAUGUUUGCUGUACGGAAGGAUGGCUUCAAGGAUCAUCCAAUUAUUCCAGAGGGAUUAGAUCUAGUUGAAGAGGAGGAUCAGUUUACUCAUAUGUUGCCAUUAGAAGAUGACUACAACCCAGAGGAUGUUCUUAAUGUUUUCAAGAUGGAUCCGAACUUUAUGGAAAAUGAAGAGAAAUACAAAACACUGAAGAAAGAAAUUCUUGAUGAAGGUGACACUGAAUCUGAAGGAGAUCAAGAAGCUGGAAGUAGCGAGGAAGAUGAAGAAGAAGAUGAAGAAGAGGAUGAAGAUGGCCAAAAAGUUACUGUUCAUGACAAAACAGAAAUUAACCUGGUCUCCUUCCGUCGUACAAUUUAUCUUGCUAUUCAGUCGAGCUUAGACUUUGAAGAAUGUGCUCACAAACUGCUGAAGAUGGACUUUCCUGAAAGUCAGACUAAAGAACUCUGCAAUAUGAUACUUGACUGCUGUGCUCAGCAAAGAACAUACGAGAAAUUCUUCGGGUUACUGGCUGGGCGUUUCUGCAUGUUAAAAAAAGAAUACAUGGAAUCCUUCGAAGCUAUUUUCAAAGAACAAUAUGAUACCAUUCAUCGUUUGGAAACGAACAAACUGAGAAAUGUUGCCAAGAUGUUUGCUCAUCUACUAUACACUGAUUCAAUUCCCUGGAGUGUCCUUGAAUGUAUAAUACUGAGUGAAGAAACUACCACGUCCUCCAGUAGAAUUUUUGUCAAAAUAUUCUUUCAGGAACUCAGUGAAUAUAUGGGACUUCCUAAUUUAAAUGCAAGAUUAAAAGAUGAGACACUGCAGCCGUUCUUUGAGGGAUUAAUGCCUCGGGAUAACCCAAGAAACACUCGCUUUGCCAUCAAUUUCUUCACUUCAAUUGGCCUUGGAGGACUAACGGAUGAAUUACGGGAGCAUCUUAAAAAUGCACCAAAGUUGAUUAUGACACAGAAGCAAAAUGUUGAAUCAUCAGAUUCCUCUUCAUCUUCAGAGACAGACUCUUCCUCAGAUUCUGAUUCUGAUAGCAGCAGUACUAGCUCAGAGUCAUCCAGCAGCAGUGACUCCUCAUCUAGCAGUGACAGCAGCAGUGACUCAGAUGUUUCUAAAACCAGAAGAAGGAGAAUGCAGAAGAAAAAUAGAGAAUCCAAUAAAGUUUCCAGGAAAAAGCAAGGAAGGAAAAGGAAAUCCAUUGAAAAGAAAAUGGGAAGGAGGCAUCAAGAGGAAAGAACUGAUACUGAGAGCAAAUCAGAAAGAAAUCACCGACAUUUAAGAGAAUCACACAGAGAUGAUGUGUCUAAAUAUCAUCACAGAGAUGAGUCCAAUGGCAGAGAUGGUUACCAUAGUGGAAAAGAUAAGAACCAUGACAGAACUAAGGAUCUAGAAAAUAAACACAGUAAUUCAAAAGUUAAGAAAGCAGACAGAAGAGCUUCUUUGUCUGAUGAUGAAAAUUACAGACACUGGAGCAAAGAUAAUGGACAUCGCAGUAGAAAAAGAGAAAGAUCGAAAUCCAGAGAGAGAGAACAGAACGAGGAGAGGGAGCCCAGGAGGAACGAGGAGAGGGAGCCCAGGAGGAACGAAGAGAGGGAAUCCAGAAAGUAUGAGGACAGACAAAGGGAGAAUUCCCCACAUAGACGAAAAUGAAGCCCAAACACGGUUUGAAAUAAAUGUGCAUUUCUGAGCUGUUAAGACUGUAUUUUAAAAUCUAUUACUGAACUUUCUUUAAAAAAAGAUUUUGUACAGAGUGAUAGUUUGCAUUUGUAAAUUUUACCAGACUUUUUCAGAUUUUCUGUACCACUUUUUUAUAACUGUAUGAUUAAGUUUUUCUGUUAAGUUCUUCCUUGGGAAAGACAAAGCUCUUUAUUUUGUGAAUAAAACCAUUAAGAUAUCGGCAAAAUGGGUGUUUUGUCACUUAGUUUCAAGUAUUUGUGAUUGUAAGUUUACUGUCCAAAACAACAUUAUUUUUUAACUUUGCUGUUAAUUCAAAGUCAGAUGCUGAGGCCAAGGUGAUAAACAACAAAUUUCAGAUUACAGUGUGAAUGUUACAUGAGAAAACUGUAUAAAAAUUUUCAAACAGGCAUUCUAUUUGUGUAUAUUCUUCCAACUAUACAAACAUGAAAAAAAAUUCAGUAAAUGUUUCAGUUGAUUUUUUAAAUUGAAACCCCAGUGUUUCUGUUUUAAAUGUCACAUGUGAAAGUGUGUCAACUUGUUCUGUUACUUUUCACAAUGUUUUUUAAUAUUGUGACAUCCUGAGCUAGUUACACUUGGGAUCUUAGGGGGGAAAAAUGGUUAGGUUGGGGUUUAUUUUUUUAAAUAUGAAUUUGAUUUUAAAGUCAUAGAGUUCAACUCUACCACUACACAGGAAUUGUUUAAGGAACAUCUUUCCGAGUAU